CAAUGUAAUUGUAUGAUCUUAAUAGUUUCCCAUAUCUCAUAUCCGUUUUCUAUGGUUUUCUUCAUAUGAAUUUACCAUGAGUGAUAUACGUAUCCAAAUUUGUAGUAAUGAAAGAUGUAUCUUAUAAUUUAUGAAAGAAUAAACUUUAAUUUCAACACUCCUAAACUAUCAAAGACAAGACCCAAAAUCAUGUAAAAAGUUUGAAAUGUGUGGGUGUUGUUGACAGUUCUCGGCCGCGUUCACUCUCACCGCCUGGAACUUUUAUCUCGAUUCUGAUUGGUCGAGAGGCGAACCUGGCAUCUCUGACGUCAUAGUUCGGCUGGAGUGAACGUGGCCUUGUUAUUGUGGCCUAGGGUGACAGAUGCUGAAGGUGCGAGGAAAAGCGUUAACGUAAUCAGUGUUCACCUAUUUACGCCUUAUUUGAGAACUUAUAAUCCCGGAAAACAAGGAUAAGAUUGACAAGAGUGAGACAAGCAAAGGAAACAAGACCGCAAGUGCCAAGUGCCAUGAAGAUAGCACGGACGCUCUUUGGCCCCCGUGCCCCAGACGGCUACUCAGAUGGCACAACUCAGGUCCACGUCGACACAGCUGUGGAUGAGGACGAGAAUGAUGAGGUGUUCCUCCCAGAUGCCCCGGAAGGGCUGACGACAGGUAUCAGCAUCGGCAGAACGUGUGGUGGAGUUACGGAGCCGUGCAUUGGCGGCCCCUUUUCGGCCAUCACCCCGUCCAUGUGGCCCCAGGACAUCCUCCUGAAGCUCUCGCAGCAGGACCACCAUAUGGAUCCCAACCAUCAGCCAGAUUAUAGGUUUGAUGAGUUUGGCUUUCGUGUAGAGGAGGAGGAUGGCCCUGAACAGAGUAGUAAGAAGCUAUUAAGUCAGCCAUUUGUUGAGGAUCCACAGCACAGAUUGCAGUGGAUAGCGUACCUGGAAUUUAGCCACAGCGAUGAGGUCGGGGAGUUGACUUGGGACCACGUUGAUGUGCGGCUCCCAAGGACAGAUAAGUUGAGGGGGAUGGUCAAGAAUGGGGUCCCUCACUCCCUACGACCGCAGUUGUGGUUGAGACUCUCUGGUGCCCUUCAGAAGCAGCAGCAGUCAGACAUAUCCUAUCGAGAUGUGGUGAAAGCAUCGAGCAAUGAUGCCCUCAUGACUAGCAAACAGAUAGAAAAGGACCUCCUGCGCACUAUGCCCACCAAUGCAUGCUUUUCGCAACUCACUUCCACGGGCAUUCCACGACUGCGACGGGUUUUGAGGGCCCUUGCCUGGCUCUACCCUGACAUUGGGUAUUGCCAAGGUACGGGGAUGAUUGCUGCAUCUCUACUGCUUUUCUUAGAAGAGGAGGAAGCUUUCUGGGUAAUGUGUACUAUAGUGGAGGAUCUGCUGCCUGCAUCCUACUACUCUUCCACUCUGCUGGGUGUACAAGCAGAUCAGCGUGUGUUGGCUGCCCUGGUGUCUACUUAUCUGCCUGGAGUUGAGUCUGUAGUACGAGAACAUGACAUUGAACUCUCUCUCAUCACCUUGCAUUGGUAUGUGACCCUUUUUGCUUCGGUGCUUCACAUGAAGAUCCUCCUGAGGGUGUGGGACCUGUUCUUCCUGGAUGGAUCCAUUGUGCUUUUCCAGGUCACUCUAGCCAUGCUGAAGAUUAAAGAGGCAGAGCUCCGUAGCCUUGAGAAUUCAGCACAGAUAUUCAAUGCACUGUCAGAUAUUCCGGGGGAUAUUGAUGAUGUUGAUUGCUUGUUUAAGGUAAUGGAUAAUGUGUGUGGGAGCUUAACAGAUGUAAUGGUUGAGACCCACCGUCGACGCCACCUUGCAUAUCUUAUGGCCGAUCAUGGUGCACUUAUCAACCCAGAUCACUCUACAAACCUCCCCAAGCAACAGCUAAACAGGCGGCAAGUUAGCAAGAGUAAAUCUAUGCUGGAGCUGAUAUUAUUUGGUGAUGACUGUAGCAAUGAUGACCUUCGCAACAAAAAUAUCCGUCAGACUGAGUUGCUUGUAGAUCUGCGUGAAGCAAUUCUACAAGUAGGCAGGCAUUUCCAGAGUGUGGAGCCAGCCUUCAGUUCAGUGACCCUCACUCCAGACUAUUCCUUGGAGUCUCAUGCACAUGACUUACCUGAGUUUUUAGCAACAGCAAGAUCCAGACACAGAAGAGCAAAGGCAUUACUUGAUUUUGAACGUCAUGAUGACGAUGAGUUGGGUUUCCGAAAGAAUGACAUCAUUACUAUUAUAUCCCAGCGUGAUGAGCACUGCUGGAUAGGAGAACUGAAUGGAUUAAGAGGCUGGUUUCCUGCAAAGUUUGUAGAAGUGUUGGAUGAACGUAGCAAAGAAUACAGCAGAGCAGGUGAUGAUGCUAUUAAUGCUAUUGUGACUGAUCUUGUGCGUGGGACUCUGUGCCCAGCCAUUAAGGCAAUAUUGCAACAUGGAAUGCAGCGCACGUCUCUCUUAGGAGGCCCUUGUCACCCCUGGCUGUUUAUUGAAGAGGCUGCAGCAAGGGAAGUGGAGAGAGAUUUCUCAUCAGUAUAUUCACGCUUAGUGCUGUGCCGGACAUUCAGGCUUGAUGAAGAUGGCAAAGUUCUCACUCCGGAAGAGUUGCUGUAUCGAUGUGUGCAAGCCAUUAAUGUAAGCCACGAUGCAGUGCAUGCACAAAUGGAUGUUAAACUGCGGUCCCUGGUCUGCUUAGGACUGAAUGAACAGGUGUUGCAUCUCUGGCUGGAGGUACUGUGUUCGAGUGCUGAUGUUGUAGAACGAUGGUAUCAGCCGUGGUCUUUCCUAAAGUCCCCCGGCUGGGUGCAGAUCAAGUGUGAGCUACGAGUGCUGGCACAGUUCCCUUUCACACUGAACCCAGACUGGGAACUGCCCCCUCCCCCCAACCAGGAUCAGAGGCCGCUGCGAGAGGGUGUGCGGGACAUGCUUGUCAAACACCAUCUCUUCUCUUGGGACCUGUAGCAUUGGUAGUCCUCUUUUUUAAAACUGACUUGAAAAGUCGAUUUGGAGUUUGGAAGUAUUUUUGUAGUCUGAUUACAUUUAAAAGAAAUGAAAUGCCAUUCUGUAGAAGGAAAUGUCAUACAAAUUACAUACCACUUUUCUUUUCAUGAUUCUCAUAAAACAUGAUUGUCCCAUUGAACAGCUACAUGCUUGUAAAAAAAAGGAAGAUCUGAUAAGGUGGAGGCAAAUAUUCUUUAUAUUCUUUGCAGUGUUUGAUUCAACUCCCUUUUCCUUUAGACAGAUUUUAGGAAACUAAUCUAGGUACUUUUCAUUUAUCAUCCUUGUAAGUAGAAGAUUAAUAUUGUUAUAUUUUUUCCUAUACAGCAGCACAGUAUUAUAUGGUAGAACACUCAUAACAUAUUAUCUCUAAGACUCCUUGUACAGUUUUAAUCUUAAGUGUACACAUCAUCAAGCAUUCUUAGUGUACAUCAGACAUUUAUAUGCCAUGCCAUAUGCUGCAGAAAUAUAGUAAUUUACUCUUUACUGAUAUAAAUGUUAUCUCUUUCAUAAUAUUUAUUGAAGGCUUUAGUUUCAUAUAUUAGCUACUCACAUAAUGCAGGGGAAUUAAUGUGUUUCAUGGGUGAGAAUAUGUCUGAACACUUGUCACACUUGUGGGCAAACUUAGAGAUAAAUGAGCUCCGGCAUCAGUUAGGAAGCUUCAUUAUUCUAACUAUUUUUGAACUGAUUAUUUUACAAGAAGGAACAUAUUUUUAAUAGUUUCAUCCAUUUGGACAUUUUUAGAAAUGGAAAUAAUUUGUUAAUUUGUAAAAUAUUAUAGAUCCUGAGAGUUAUCCUGUGGAUUAUGAUGCCAGAAUUCAUUGGUUCAAGUUAUCACUCAUUGAAUUUCUAUUUAUGGCAAUCACACACACAUGCUAAAUCAUCUGUCCUUGUGCUCAUUGCACUGUCCAUUGAAUAAUUCGAUUCAUAUUAUUAUAAAUGAGCUAAAAUUCAUGUUUACACUGGCUGCUCUGGUAACCUUUUUGAAUUUUUAUAUUUUUUAUGAUAACUCUUCCAUACAGUCUUGUUUAUUCAUUGAUUAUUUGUAUGUUUCAUUCCAUAUUAAAAAUGACUGUUGAUGAUCUGAUAGAAAAUUUAGAAAUACCUGUAUUUAUGUUCAACCUUUAGUUUAUGAACUUGCACAGUUCAUCAGCUCUAUAUAACUGAAACAUCAAUAUGAAGUGCAAGGGGCAGUAGUUUUAGUACUUUUAUAUAUUUUGUUUUAUUAUUAUUUUUUUUACAUCUCAAGUGCCUUUAUCUGCUUCUUGGUCCAGAAAGUUAAUGAGCAGAUUGAUUAUGAACGGAACAGGAGGUUUUUAUGUAUCAUGAAAUUUCUUAUUGAUAUUUUUAUUUUCAGAAAUUGUAGUCUAAGUUUGUUGAGAUCUGUGCUCUUACUAAGUAAUUUGCAGAGAAUUCUGUUGCUGAAAAGAGGGGCUCUCUGGCCCAUAAUUGAUGAAUAUAUUUGCAAAGUUUAGAUGGCUUUACUGUUAAGGAAGUGAGUGAGUUUGCACCUUCAUGGGACUGCUAUGUUUAAAUGUCUCUGCUCUUCCAGAAGUCUCAGGAUUUUAACUGGAGUAGCUACAUAUUCAGACUCAUUAUCAUUAGAAAGGAAAUAAUUUAUUUUGAUAAUGUGAGCAUUAUUACUAAUGCUUCUCGUUAUUUUAUUCUCAUUAUGUGCCUAGAUUUGGCUUGCUUGUACUCAUUUAAUGCAAUGUCAAUCCAUUGACAUUGUACACAUGCCAUUUCCACUAUUAUUUAAUUUGUAAAUUUUAUUUAUUUUUUGAUGUGUCCAUAAGUGCUAAGUCACCAAGGAGUCCUACAAGAGCUCUCACCUUGUGUGUGAUUAUCUGGGAUUCAAAAAAUAUAUAUUUUUAUUGCUGUAGAUAUUGGUAAUAUUAUAACAGUCAUACUGUUCCCAAUGAUUAUGAUAUUAAUAGUAUAAGAAAAAAUCCAAAAAUUUCAAAGAAUCAGGUAAGAUCACAUGGGCAUCAUUUCAUCUUUUUCUUAGGAUCGCAAGGAUAGGCAGGUAAGCAAAGUGAACAAAAAAUUAGAUAAAUGAUGCUCCUGUAAGAUCAUAUAGUUCAACAAAUUGUCUUCAUGGUGACUAAGCACAUGUGGCACCAUCUAAACAAAAUUCACAAAUUAAAACUACAGAGGACAGGGCUUAUACCCAACACUAAUGGGAUUAAAAAAUGUAUAUGCAGUAGUGAGAUAAAAUAAUCACCAAUCAGAGAGGUGAUUUUUAGAAGUACACUAAGAGGUUAGAGUCAUGUGAUUUAUCGUAGUAUUAAAGCUACUGCAGAACAGUGUCUGAACUUGUUGAGACUUUGACAUUUGGCCAUGUAGCACUUUAAGAUUAGAAGAGUUAGACUCUCUCUGUUAAGUUUACAUAGAUAAAAGCAGUCAAGCCACAAAAUGUGUGAUUCUUUACGACAGGAUUUAAUAUAUAAAGCUCCAGUUUUUAAUCCGAUAUCAAAACCCAAUGCUGAUGAGUAGUGUAUUUUUUGUGCUUACAGUAUUAACAUUAGGAUGAAGGGCUGAUUAUUAAGCUAAAUGAUUUUUCAAAAGCAUUGUUAGAUUGGAUCCAUUAGUAUCUCAGAGCUCACAGACUGAUGUUGAGUCUGCUGAAUUGUAGCUUUAUUUAAUCACAUGGCACUGAACUGCCUGAGCUUUCAAGUCUUGAACAGUAUGUGUUUUCUUGCAAGGGUAAUUAUCUAGGCCUUAGGAAUGAAGAAAGCCAUCCAAGUACAUCAUGUUAUUUUGGAAUAGCUAAAAGCUGUAAUUUUUUAGGUAAAAAAUAGACCUAUAGCAGUUCUGAUGCUGAAAGGAUAUUCUCCUGAGAUUCACGAUUGUGCAGAUUUUAAAACUUAUAGGGACGCUUGACUAGAUUUCAUAGAAUAUAAUUUUUUUUUUUUUUUUUUUACUAUUGUUUGUCCUAAAAUAUUCAGAACUUCACUUGCCUACUUUAUAAUUCUCAGGGAUCUUCUUGGGAGGAACUUCUCUUGUAAGCUAGGAUGCAACAACUUAGGAGAUUUAUUUGUGAGUGAUGCAUGCAAUAGGUAUAUUUGCUUUUACUAAUCACUGUAUGGUUUGCUGGUGUAUGAUUAUUCCUUAUUAUUCCAAACAGAGUUGUGACUUGCUGAUUUGUAAAUUCACAAUAUUGCUUCAUUCAAAAGGUGUUGCUUGAUAAAAUGGAGGCUAUUUUAUUUUUAUCAUUCCAUCUUACUUAGCCAUGUAGGAAGAACAGACUUUGCUUUUGUAUAUCAUGUUUUACCAUGAAUUGAACUGAUAGUGAUUACCUCCUAUAACAAUUGUGCAUCAGGGUACGAUGUUGUUCCUAUAUUUUGACUUACUCUAAUGACUGGGAUUUCUAUUAUAUCUAAAGGAAAAGGGAGUCUUUAGACACACUGCAGAAUGCCCUACUCACUAACAAAGGAAAUUAUAUGUUUUGUGCUAUUUUGCAAUAGCAAAAGUCAUUAUAUAUUACCUAUUGUACUAUAUAAUGACAGUCUUUUUGUUUUUUGUUUUCAGGAUUAUAUAAUCCAGUUUGAACCAUAUAUAUGUGUAUCUUUUGAUUAAGUAGUGAGCAUAUUUGCAUUGAUUAUGCAAUUUAAGAUUUGCUAUUCAGUUAUACAAGUAAUACCCAUUUUAUACUUGCUGUCACUACUGUUUGUGUCACAAAUAUCAACAUUUGUGCAGUACACACAGGCUCUCACUCAAAUGCUAACUUACAAACACAGACACUUACAGAUGUGUGCCUAUAGCAACUGUAUAUUUAAUGUUUUUGACAUACCUGAUAGGAAUGGCUUAGUUAGAAAGCUCAGCUAUAGUAUACCUUUUAUUUUGAAAUUGUUCUAUUUUCUCUCUGAUUUUUUUUUUUUUUUUAAGGAAGAAAUGGCAUGACUUGAUGAAUAUGCUGUGAAAUUUAACCUCAAACCAUAUCCUGUGAAGUGAUUAAGUAACUGGAUGAAUGCCAUCCCAGGACAUUCCAAAAAUUAUCUUCCAAGAUUAUAUGUGUAACCAAAGAAUUCAUGUAAAAAGAAUCGUAGUCUUUAUAGCCAGAAAAUGAUGUUGGGUGUAGCACUUCAUGGCUUCUGCUGUGUUUUUCUGAAGGCUAUACUCUCUAGCUGCAAGUCCCUCCAUAUAACUAAUUGUAGCCGAUGUUAGUAUGAGGUCAGUCUUGCCAUUGUAGAAAUGAAUAUAUGCUAGUUGGUAGGACAUUUGAGUAAACAAAGUUAUGAAUAAUCAGGAUAUAUUUAUGAAUAUA
Penaeus monodon (black tiger shrimp) is the source of this 7242-nucleotide messenger RNA. RefSeq names its product small G protein signaling modulator 3 homolog. The transcript is spliced from 17 exons. The record is from RefSeq and is a predicted model, not a curated record. Gene Ontology annotation, molecular function: protein binding. Lineage: Eukaryota; Metazoa; Arthropoda; Malacostraca; Decapoda; Penaeidae. Bases 507 to 2939 code for a protein of 810 amino acids.